AUGUACUGCUCACUUGUAAUUACUAUAUUCUUUAGCUUCUUCUCCAUGCUCCUUUUUAAACUUACUUUUGAGGGCUGUGAGCACUCCCUGGCUACUAUGCUCAGCUGGUCUCUCUACGGCUUUUUCACUGACCUUUACGACGACAAGACCUUCCGGCUCUUUUUGGCCUUCUUCAACUUCUUCGGCAAGGUCGUUUCUCACUUAAUGCUCGUCAAGGGUGUUCCUCUCAAGUUCUACACUCACUGCUACCCUGUGUUUAAGCGGUACGAGUUCGUCGGGAAGUCCUGCAUCUUGUGUUCUCUCGAGAAGAUGCACUUGCUUCCCCUUGCUCUCAUGGUGAAGAAGACCUUUGUCAACUUUAUGUACUCUUUUUCGAGGCUUUUGGGUGCUGUGCUCGACAAGCAUUUGGGCAGGAGCUUGAUUUGGUUUAAUUUGUACGGGUUUUUCGGCGUUUUCCUUACGGUGCGCCUUCUCUUCUUUGUUGCCUUCCUCUUCACCUUGAUGGUGGUUGUAAAAUAUUUUUCGAAGCUGUUGGACGCCAAGCCCUUUAACAAGCUGGUCAUACUCACUCUGGUGCCCUCUGUUUUGUUUACGGCCUUGGCUAGUUUUCUGGUUUACAAGUCCUUCUUUUCACUCUGGUACUUUGUCGGAUCUCUCGUUCUUACCGGAGUGAUGUUCUAUACUAACCAUAAACACUUGAGGAUGUAA
Messenger RNA from Theileria orientalis strain Shintoku, 708 nucleotides. RefSeq lists its product as hypothetical. The transcript has a single exon. The record is from RefSeq and is a predicted model, not a curated record. The coding region runs from base 1 to 708 and encodes 235 amino acids. Lineage: Eukaryota; Apicomplexa; Aconoidasida; Piroplasmida; Theileriidae.